Messenger RNA from Zymoseptoria tritici IPO323, 1409 nucleotides. RefSeq lists its product as uncharacterized. Bases 1 to 1389 code for a protein of 462 amino acids. The transcript has 8 exons. The record is from RefSeq and is a predicted model, not a curated record. NCBI's taxonomy places the organism in Eukaryota, Fungi, Ascomycota, Dothideomycetes, Mycosphaerellales, Mycosphaerellaceae.
AUGUCUCCUCCAACUCCAUAUCAAUACCAGCUGGUAUGGAUGGGAAAGACCAAACAUGACCUUCUCUCCGGAACGAGGGUCGUGAUGCCAGAGGACAAGAAACUACUCAUCCUGCAAGACGCCGCCAAAAACCUCUGGUGUCCAUGGUUCAUCACUCCCCAACAGUUCAUCGAAUUGUUGCGUGUCCUCGGCGUUCCUUUCCUCGAAGGAGCAGAGCUUACUACAGUCUGCAUGCGCAAGGUCAUCACCGCCAUGGAUAGCCUCGUUUGUCAGGCAAACCUCGGUGACGGGCUUAUGAUUGACAAGUCCAUCGAGAGAUUCUCAUACACCGACACCCUUCGCGAACACAUUCUCUCCAGCAAGACUCUGGCCGAGGCGUUCGACACCCCCCCGAACACGGCUUCCCGUCAUCGCAAACACCGCUGCGAAACCGUCGCUCACCAUUCCCGCAACGCCCUUGUCGCUCUAAGCAUUGCCCAGUUGGAGUUGAAGGGUGCCUUCCAGAACACUAUGCGCAUUACUAGCCGUCUCUCUACUGUCCGCUCUCCGGCUUUGGACAUGUCGAAUGAGUACGCCAACAAGAUCAAGCAAGUCCUGAAAGAGGCCCGCUCUGAUAAGGAGGCCGAGCGGAGAUUGAGGAAGCAGUUUGGCAUCUCGCUGAAAGACGUCAUCCGAGGACAGUACAAGCGCUCGAACGUUUCUGACUCCAGUUCUUCGAUGGAUGAGGAUGAAUCAAUGGGCGUCGAAAUGUUGGACACGGCACCUGAUCGAGAGGACAGUUCUGCCUCGCGCAAGAUCAAAAAUCAACACCAAGAAGAUGAUUUCUUCGUGGUCGAAAAGCUAAUCUCUCUUGAUCGCACCGGCAAGAACGUUCAGGAGGAGUUGAGUAAGCGCGACACCAAGUCUGGACUUCGGGAAGUAAGGCAGACGAAGGACGAGCAAGGCAGACGAAGGACGAGCAAGGCAGACGAAGGACGAGCAAGGCAGACGAAGGAGGAGCAGACCAAGGAGGAGCAGACCAAGGUGGAGGAGACCAAGGUGGAGGAGACCAAGGUGGAGCAGACCAAGGAGGAGCAGACCAAGGAGGAGCAGACCAAGGAGGAGCAGACCAAGGUGGAGGAGACCAAGGCGGAGGAGACCAAGGCGGAGGAGACCAAGGCGGAGGAGACCAAGGAGGAGGAGACCAAGGAGGAGAAGCGCAAGGGCGAGCAGACCAAGGACAAGAAGGUUGUCACUAUCGCUUUGACCGCCGACGGAGAAACCAACGACAGCGGUGUCAAGCCAGCCGAUAUUGGUCCAGAUCUCUUCUCCGACAACCAAAUCGACGACAUGGAUGGCAUGCAGAUCCUGGAGCAAAAGGGCGAAGCAGGCGCAACGUUACACAGAUGAUGUGGCAGGGCGAGCGACGA